Molecule: messenger RNA, 1425 nt
Organism: Fomitopsis serialis
Lineage: Eukaryota; Fungi; Basidiomycota; Agaricomycetes; Polyporales; Fomitopsidaceae
Exons: 2
Coding region: 1-1425 (474 amino acids)
Source: RefSeq, a predicted model, not a curated record
AUGUCUACCAACAGUACUCCCAUCAACUUCGUGUUCAGAGAUGGACAUCGCACAUCUGGUACUCAGUCUGGCUCGGUGGCCGAACCCUCAGGCUGCUGUCUUUGUGGACAAUCAUUCCAAGCAGCUCGUCAGCCACGACGGACAGACAAGGACAAGCUCAAUAUCAUGUUGAGGGUGCUUGGCCAGCUGAGCUGGACACUCGGGGAUUUCUUGUACAACUUGUUCAGGUCAAAGGAUGACAAUGGCGAGAAGAUCCAACGCGAUGAACCACAGCGAACAAUGAUCGCCCGCUUCCUCAGCGGAAACACGAAACAUACAUUUGCGAAGAUUGUCCACGCAGUCAUGGAAGACACCGCAGGACUCCCGAAGCCAUCCGAUGACGAGAGUGCAUACAUGUACUCACGGAACCAUCCAUCCCUCGAGAUCAAACAUGCACGACCUGCGCUUACGACGAUGGCCGUCGAGCUUGUGAUCAAGGAGAUGGUGCGGGAGAUGAAUGCGACUGUAAAGAUCGGGCCCGGGACAGGUCACACACCGAGUUGGAGUACCGUGAUCGCGACGUUGAAGCGUCUUGCCGACAGUGCACGGGAGGAGCUGCGGGAGAUGGGAAAGAGCGAGACACAGGCCCUGGUGAUGCGGAUGGAUAAUGUCCAGAAGUAUCGUAAGCAACGCGAGCAGAGGAUCGGUCGGAGGAACGAGAUGGAUGUCGGUCUCGCAGCCACAGUUGCGGAAGCCAGGGACUUCACGGCGGAUGCUCUAGACCUGGGCGAUAAACUCCGUCGCAUCGCCGAGAACGAACGUUCGACACUCACUGUUCCCAAGCUGUUGAACAUGAUUGAUCUCGAUCACUACGAUACUGUCAGCGCGUUACAAUGGCUGCAGACCCUCGUGUACUCCAUUCCACAGCUCGACUGCCACAAGUCAGCCCUCGAGAAACUCAACAAGACGGAAGGGGCAAAGCUGCGCGUUCCUAAACAAAAAACGGCCCUGCAUCCCCUCGCCACAACACGCAAAAACGAGAACAUCAUGACGGAGUUGCGUGAUGCACUUGUCGACUUCAUGGAGCAGGUGGGACAGGACGAAGAAAAUUAUCAGCAGCGGCUAUUGUUCAUCGGAGGCGAUGGACUCACCUUCGAGAGGUUACAGCAGAUCAAGCAAUAUCUAGACGACCAGACAACUGCCUACCGCCGUUUCGAUAUCAUCAUGCCAUUCCUGGAAAUCUGGCAUACUAUCUGGACCCAUCUCAGUUCAGUAUUUGAGACUCACUGGGGCAAUGAACUCACGAAAGACCCCUCGAAGCUUGGGCACAGCGCUCAUAAGAUCGGGCAGAAGACACCAUCAAAUCUAAAGAAGGUCGAUUAUUAUGCUGCGUCACACCUGUUGUAUAUUGUGCUCGACACACGGAUGCUCGAUUGCUGGAGGUGA